AUGGCUAAUAAUAAUAAUAAUACAGUGAUGUUAAAAAGUCAGCGCAGCACUUGUAAAGCGCAACUCACACGUAUAGAAAAGUUUAUAAAGGGUGAUUCUGACAACCUUCAUUUAAUUAGAGUUAAAUUUGAUAACUUGGCUGAAAACUAUAACAAAUAUAAGCAAAUCCAAAGCGAUAUUGAUAUGUUAAAAGAACCAGAUUCAGUGGCGUCCGAUAGUGAGGAAAAUGAGGUCGUGGCUGAUAGAUUUGAAAUUGCCUUGGCUCAGUUACAAGAAUUAAUCGAAAAGUUGUCAAAACCAAACAAAGUAAUCGAUAGUGUGUCAAAUGUCAAAUUACCGGAUAUCCAAAUAAAACCAUUUUCAGGGAAACCGGAAGAAUUUUUACCCUUUUUCGAUCUCUUUUUAUCCCUUGUUUUGAAUAACCCCAAAUUAAAAUCACAAAGUGAGAAAUUCUACUAUUUGAAAAGUUUGCUCAAAGGUCAACCGCUUAGUUUAAUAGAGUCUUUACCAGUUACAAACCAAAAUUUAGAAGUCGCUAUAUCCACCCUUAGAAACAAUUAUGAAGAUAAGAAUAAGUUAGUGAACUCUCUCUAUCAGACGCUACUGGAUCAAAAGCCGAUCAACAAAUGUAAUGCUAGCGAGAUACGGAGUUUCUACGUUACGAGUAAAAAAACGCUGGAUUUAGUAAAAAAUCUUAAACUAUCUGAUCACGAUACCCUUGACACGCUUCUUGUAUUUUUGUUAGAGAAAAAAUUGGACUUUCAAAGUCGGCGAGCUUUUGAAAGUGAACGAGAUUUGACCACGCUCCCCUCGGUAGACUUAUUUUUCGAAUUUUUAAGAAAACGCUAUACGAUAUUAGAAAAUUUAAAUAUGUUUGACGGUAAUUCAAAGCACGAUAAUAACUUUACAAAAAAUUCAGAUAAGUCUUCCCCUAAGAUAAACCUUCACGCAAACGUGUCUGAUCCAAAUACGAGGAACAUCAGUUCCACCGGCAAAUAUUGCAAUUAUUGCAAUGAACGGUCGCAUUCCACUUACGUGUGCACGAAAUUCUUGAAGUUAUCUCCGCAAGAGAGACAUCGAUUUGUAAAAUCGAAAUCGCUUUGCUUCAAUUGUCUUUCUAGUAUGCAUAUCUUGUCGAGUUGUAAGAGUUUGUCUAGGUGUCACCACUGUGGUAGGGACCAUCAUUCACUUAUUCAUUUAGAAACUAAUUCUCAACGAGUCGGGGAUCAGCAGAGGGGUCAAAAUGUAGCACAAAAUAAUCAACAUUCGAGACAUAAUGGGAACAGAAAUAAUGUUUCUAAUAGGGACUCCAAUCCAUCUUUGACGCAAAAUAGUACGUUUCUUACGCAAAAUUCGCCCGCAAAUUUAUCGGUAUCCGACGCAAAUAACGCUAGCAGUCAAGCUUGUGCCUCUACAAGUACUACUAACUUAUCCGCCCUUAGUAAAAAUAAUUGUCAAAUCCUUUUACCUACUGCCCAAGCAAAAGUAUAUUCCAGAACUGGUAAACCCUUCUCUGUCAAAUUACUUUUAGAUUCGGGAAGUCAGCAAAGUUUUAAAAAAAGUUCUAAAAAGUUCAUGGUUUAA
Diabrotica virgifera virgifera (western corn rootworm) is the source of this 1584-nucleotide messenger RNA. RefSeq lists its product as uncharacterized. NCBI's taxonomy places the organism in Eukaryota, Metazoa, Arthropoda, Insecta, Coleoptera, Chrysomelidae. The record is from RefSeq and is a predicted model, not a curated record. Bases 1 to 1584 code for a protein of 527 amino acids. The transcript has a single exon.